CCCAAAACAGGGGGCUGGCAGCCUAGUGGCCCAUAAAGAGUGUCCCUGGGGAGUCCUCCUCAAACUCUUCCUCCUCCUGCCUACUGGACGCAGUAACUGCUGAAACCAUGGCCCUGGGUGUCCUGUGUCUGGGCCUUACCCUGCUUGGGGUUCUGCAGAGCUGGGCCCAGGACUCAACUCAGAACUUGAUCCCCGCCCCAUCUCUGCUCAAGGUUCCCCUGCAGCCAGGCUUCCAGAAGGAUAAGUUUCAGGGGAGGUGGUAUGUUGUGGGCCUGGCAGGCAAUGCGGUCAAGAAAGAAGACGAAGGCCGCUUUACCAUGUACAGCACCAUCUACGAGCUGCAAGAGGACAACAAGAGCUACAAUGUCACCUCCAUCCUGCUCAGGGACCAGCGCUGUGACUACUGGACCAGAACUUUUGUUCCAAGCUCCAGGGCUGGCCGGUUCACCCUGGGAAAUAUUCGCAGUUAUCCUCAGAUACGGAGCUACCACGUACAAGUGGCCACUACUGACUACGACCAGUUUGCCAUGGUGUUUUUCAAGAAGAAGGCUUCUGGAAACAAGCAGUACUUCAAGGUCACCCUGUAUGGAAGAACCAAGGAACUGCCUGAUGAACUAAAGGAGCGUUUUGUCCGCUUUGCCAAGUCUCUGGGCCUAACAGAUGACCACAUCAUCUUCUCUGUCCCCACUGACCAAUGCAUUGACAACUGAACAGGCGUUUCUCAGGUGCUUCCUGCCUGUCCCCAGUCCCAUCUCUCCUGUUGCUGAGAGUCACCUGGUUACCCCGCCAGCCACAAUACCAAUGAGUAGCAGAUGACUCUUCUUAUCUGGGCAGCACUGCCCAGUCACCUGCCCCAAGGACACCACCUUGUCUGCUAAAUAAACGCAUGUCCCAAAU
Arvicola amphibius (Eurasian water vole) is the source of this 897-nucleotide messenger RNA. RefSeq names its product lipocalin 2 (gene Lcn2). The transcript has 7 exons. The record is from RefSeq and is a predicted model, not a curated record. The coding region runs from base 108 to 710 and encodes 200 amino acids. Lineage: Eukaryota; Metazoa; Chordata; Mammalia; Rodentia; Cricetidae. Gene Ontology annotation, molecular function: small molecule binding.